AUGCAAAACCACCCACAACUACUUCGAAGACCUUUACCUCCAAAAUUCCCUAAGCUGCCUUUAAGUAAGAAGAAAGUCCAUACAGCCAAGACUGGUAAAACUGAGCCAAAACAUGUAAAGUUCAUUCAAGAUGAAACCACUUCAGUUGAAAGAAAGAAAACUAGUUUUCCUGAUGUUGUUUCAAGAAAUCAACCACAAACCCUUGUCAAAAUCCAAAAUCUUUUUCUUGAUCAUUAUGUACAAGAAAGAGUGACUACUAAUGCAAUACCCAGAAAAACUUUUAAGAAUGUCUAUUGGCACAUUCCAGAGACUGCUACUGGUUCCAUAUUUUUUCCAACCUGUCAUUCAGCCUCAAGUCGAGUUUUUGGGAAAGAAACAAGACAAAUGAAAAGGUCAUUCUCCAGACUUCCAAGUACCACUUCCCCAGCUAUUCCUCCCAAACCCAAGGAAGUUCACUCUGAGUAUCUACCUUUAUCUACCUAUACUUUUAGGCAAUCUCUGAUAGGUCCACAUGCAACAAUGCCAAGCCCUGUUCCAGGAUUUAGGCGUGCUAAAGCAGAAAGACGAUGGGCUAAACAUUUAAAACAAAAUACUGCCAUGGUACUAAGUAUUACUCAUUUUCCAGGCCUCAUGUCCAUACCAACACCAGUUUUGCCAAGAAAACCUCGAAGACAGUCUUUGUUAGAAACUCAUAUAACAGAAUCCGAAAAUGUAGAAAGUACUCCAAGGCAAAGCAUGCCAAACCUGCCUGAAGGUAUCAUUAAAUCUAGAAAACCAGAGGAAUCACAGGCACAUCUCAUUCGUGGUGGAGGUCUUAAGACUAUUAAUGCAACACGAUAUGAAACAAUAAUAGCCGUGACCAACCUCGCCAUAGUAAACUGUCAAAUAUAUGGAAGAAAUGCACUUAAUCUUAAGGGCUUUUUUAUCACGAAAUGUCCAGACUUAAUGAUUUUGGCUUCCCAAUUGAUAUAUCUUAACUUAUCCUUUAAUGACAUCAGUUACUUUCCCACAGAAAUACUUUGUCUUAAAAAUUUACAAAUACUAUUACUGAGAAAUAAUCCUAUCAAAGAAAUCUCUUCUGAAAUUCAACAACUUAAGCUCCUUAGAGUUUUCAGCAUUGCCUUUAAUUUGAUUACUACUCUUCCACGUGGGUUAUUUUUUUUGUCCCAUCUUGAGGAACUUGAUAUUUCUUACAAUAGUAUUGUUUCCAUUCCAAAUGAAAUCCAGAAACUCAGGUAUUUUGGAAGUC
Molecule: messenger RNA, 1249 nt
Organism: Odobenus rosmarus divergens (Pacific walrus)
Lineage: Eukaryota; Metazoa; Chordata; Mammalia; Carnivora; Odobenidae
Gene: LRRC63
Product: leucine rich repeat containing 63
Exons: 8
Molecular function (GO): protein binding
Source: RefSeq, a predicted model, not a curated record